Molecule: messenger RNA, 1011 nt
Organism: Sphaeroforma arctica JP610
Lineage: Eukaryota; Ichthyosporea; Ichthyophonida
Exons: 6
Coding region: 1-1011 (336 amino acids)
Source: RefSeq, a predicted model, not a curated record
AUGCAAACAUCCCCUAUCUUUCACUUCACAGUCAAAAUCAACGAGAGCCUCAAGGAAGACCUCCGGCGCAAACUGAACACCCCGGGCAAACAAACGGGACACGCGGCCAACCAGGAAGUGGGGGCAGACGAUGCCAUAACGAGAAUAGAGACAGGCAAUGUACUGUCUAUCCUUCACAGCAGUGGACUGCUGAUCGACAGUGGGGUUAAGGAAGAGGUGCACCGAAUUUUGUCAGGCGGCAAUCCCUCGUUGCUAGAGGGACUGUCCGUUGCCAUCAAGCACACCACCGUGGCGCAGUGCAUGCAACGCGAGUCUUCAUGGGCCGUGCUGGAUGUGGUGGAUACGCUCAGAGGAUUCACCAUGGCUGUGCACAGAGCAAAAGAGGACCGGUUUGGCCACAGGUACAGGUUUCCGGAAACGCACCCGGCCCUUGGUUCAUACCGUUUAGCGGAAGCCCUGGCAGAUGUGGUGCGGAUUAUGCUGGACAACUACGCGCGACGGAAGGAUUCGAUCUUCGUAGACGUUACUACAGGCCUGGGCCUCUCGUCUCUGAAUGCAGCACACAGUGGCUACAACACUCUGAUGAUCAACGGGCACAAGGUACACACCGCCAUGGUUCGGGUAUCUGCCUGCUUGCAGAACAUCAGUAUCACUCAGUCUGAUGAGACAAUCCAGUACCAUACAGCUAGACCUCAAGGAUCGCUGAUCCCUGUAGUAUCAGGGAUAGGCCCUACCCGCCGAGCCUGUGGUGUACUGUAUGAUCUAGACGACUUCAGCGAUGUGCGGUUGUCGUGCAACUCCGAUUCACAGCACCACUUGAGUGCAGCAGUGUGGGAUGCAACGGGCCACAAGCGGAUAUUGCAAGGCAAAGAGAACGUUAAUACGCUAGACAGCCAAUUAGGGGACCGUUCGGUGUCUGUGCUGAAGGUACUUCAAUCUUUGCAGGAAAAGUGUUUGGCGUCUAAUUUGGAAUCGUGCUUCCAGACCAUGUUUAUUGUAAAGCGGAUAUAG